AUGGCUGAGGUCUUCCCGGCCGCCGAGCCGGCGGCGCCACAGGACGUGGCCAACCGCUUCGCCCGCAAAGGGGCGCUGAGGCAGAAGAACGUGCACGAGGUGAAGAACCACCGCUUCAUCGCGCGCUUCUUCAAGCAGCCCACCUUCUGCAGCCACUGCACCGACUUCAUCUGGGGGUUUGGGAAACAAGGCUUCCAGUGCCAAGUUUGCUGUUUUGUGGUUCACAAGAGGUGCCAUGAAUUUGUUACUUUUUCUUGUCCGGGGGCAGAUAAAGGACCCGACACAGAUGACCCGAGGAGUAAGCACAAGUUCAAGAUCCACACCUAUGGCAGCCCCACCUUCUGCGAUCACUGCGGGUCCCUGCUAUACGGACUCAUCCACCAGGGGAUGAAAUGUGACACCUGCGACAUGAACGUGCACAAGCAGUGCGUGAUCAACGUGCCCAGCCUCUGCGGGAUGGACCACACAGAGAAGCGGGGCCGCAUCUACCUGAAGGCCGAGGUCACAGAUGAAAAGCUGCACGUCACAGUACGAGACGCGAAAAACCUAAUCCCUAUGGAUCCAAAUGGGCUUUCAGAUCCUUAUGUGAAGCUGAAGCUUAUUCCUGACCCCAAGAAUGAGAGCAAACAAAAAACCAAAACCAUCCGCUCCACGCUGAAUCCCCAGUGGAACGAGUCCUUCACGUUCAAAUUAAAACCUUCUGAUAAAGACCGGCGACUAUCCGUGGAGAUCUGGGACUGGGAUCGAACCACACGGAACGACUUCAUGGGGUCCCUUUCCUUUGGGGUCUCGGAGCUGAUGAAGAUGCCGGCCAGCGGAUGGUACAAGCUGCUGAACCAAGAGGAGGGUGAGUACUACAACGUGCCGAUCCCCGAAGGCGACGAGGAAGGCAACGUGGAGCUCAGGCAGAAAUUCGAGAAAGCCAAGCUUGGCCCUGCCGGCAACAAAGUCAUCAGUCCGUCCGAGGACAGGAGACAGCCUUCCAACAACCUGGACAGAGUGAAGCUCACUGACUUCAACUUCCUCAUGGUGCUGGGCAAAGGCAGCUUUGGGAAGGUGAUGCUGGCCGACCGGAAGGGGACCGAGGAGCUGUACGCCAUCAAGAUCCUGAAGAAGGACGUGGUCAUCCAGGACGAUGACGUGGAGUGCACCAUGGUGGAGAAGCGGGUGUUGGCCCUGCUCGACAAGCCGCCGUUCCUGACGCAGCUGCACUCCUGUUUCCAGACGGUGGACCGGCUCUACUUCGUCAUGGAGUACGUCAACGGCGGGGACCUCAUGUACCACAUCCAGCAGGUCGGGAAGUUCAAGGAGCCGCAGGCAGUGUUCUAUGCGGCAGAGAUUUCCAUCGGGCUGUUCUUUCUUCAUAAAAGAGGAAUCAUUUAUCGGGACCUGAAGUUAGACAACGUCAUGCUGGACUCAGAAGGGCACAUCAAGAUCGCGGACUUUGGGAUGUGCAAGGAGCACAUGAUGGACGGCGUCACGACCAGGACCUUCUGUGGGACCCCCGACUACAUCGCCCCGGAGAUAAUCGCCUAUCAGCCGUAUGGGAAGUCCGUGGACUGGUGGGCCUAUGGCGUCCUGUUGUACGAGAUGUUGGCCGGGCAGCCCCCGUUCGAUGGCGAGGAUGAAGACGAGCUGUUCCAGUCCAUCAUGGAGCACAACGUCUCAUACCCCAAGUCCUUGUCCAAGGAGGCCGUGUCCAUCUGCAAAGGGCUGAUGACCAAGCACCCGGGGAAGCGGCUGGGCUGUGGGCCCGAGGGCGAGCGGGACGUUCGGGAGCAUGCCUUCUUCCGGAGGAUCGACUGGGAGAAGCUGGAGAACCGUGAGAUCCAGCCGCCCUUCAAGCCCAAAGUGUGCGGCAAAGGAGCAGAGAACUUUGACAAGUUCUUCACGCGAGGGCAGCCUGUCUUGACGCCGCCCGACCAGCUGGUCAUCGCUAACAUUGACCAGUCUGAUUUUGAAGGCUUCUCAUACGUCAACCCCCAGUUCGUGCACCCCAUCUUGCAGAGCGCGGUAUGA
This is a messenger RNA of Rangifer tarandus platyrhynchus (Svalbard reindeer), 2019 nucleotides long. The record is from the annotation of a GenBank genome assembly. NCBI's taxonomy places the organism in Eukaryota, Metazoa, Chordata, Mammalia, Artiodactyla, Cervidae.